Molecule: messenger RNA, 1803 nt
Organism: Psilocybe cubensis
Lineage: Eukaryota; Fungi; Basidiomycota; Agaricomycetes; Agaricales; Agrocybaceae
Exons: 16
Coding region: 1-1803 (600 amino acids)
Molecular function (GO): flavin adenine dinucleotide binding; oxidoreductase activity, acting on CH-OH group of donors
Source: RefSeq, a predicted model, not a curated record
AUGCCAAUCGUCAACGUCGAAGAGACAGUCAAGAGUCCUUUUGAUUACGUCGUGAUAGGAGGAGGAACUGCCGGACUCACUGUUGCAGCUCGUCUCUCAGAAGAUCCCUCCGUAAAGGUCCUCGUACUAGAAGCGGGAGAGGAAAAUCUCAAUGAUCCCUUGAUUGAAGUUCCAGCCCAAUUUUUGAGGACCUUCGGAAAUCCUAAGUAUGACUGGGCAUUUCCUGUAGUAAAGCAGAAGCACGCCAAUAAUAUUGAGCACAUGUGGCAAAGAGGAAAAGGUUUAGGUGGCAGUUCUGGCAUGAACUUUUUUGCAUGGAUAAAACCACCCGCGGAGGAUAUUAAUGCAUACGAGAAGCUAGGAAAUCGAGGAUGGAACUGGGCUGAAUACGAGAAAUACUCUAAGAGAUCCGAGACCUUCCAUCCGCCGACUAAGGAGCAGACUGAUUUGUAUCCACACAAAUUCAUUGUCGAGCAUCGAGGCACAACCGGUCCAAUUCAAGUAGCUAUAUCUCAUAGUGUGCACACUUUGGAUGAGCUUUUCCAGGAGACAAUGGUGAAUAAAGGGCUAAAAGAGGUUGACGAUCCUUACGAUGGCGAUAUGACCGGGACCUGGAUUGCAUCCUCUAGUAUCGAUCCAAGAACUUGGACCCGUUCAUACUCUGCCAAUACGUAUCUCGUUCCCAAUUUGAAGAGGGAGAACCUCAGCGUAUUGACAGGAGCUUAUGUCUCUAAAGUGCUUCUCAAUGAGAGUGAAGGAAAUGAUGAUCGUAUUGUUAAUGGAGUAGAGUUCAUACAUGAUGGAACUAAACACAAAGUUAUGGUCGACAAAGAGGUGAUCCUAAGCGCCGGAUCCAUCAAGUCUCCACAGAUCCUAGAGCUGUCUGGCAUCGGAAAUCCAGAUAUAUUGGAACCGUUGGGAAUUAAGGUAGAGAUUAGCCUCCCCGGUGUCGGUGAGAAUGUUCAGGAACAUUACGGCUGUCCUGUUACCUUCGAACUCGAUCCAAAGAUACCCCACGAAACGUUGGACUUCCUCAGAGACCCAGAGUACGCAGCCAAGCAAAUUGAACUCCAUGCUUUAGGGAAAGGCGCAUUCCGCAAAGGACUGACCUCGUUUGCGUACUUCCCAUUGACGGCGAUUGAUCGCUCCGAAGCCUUGAGAAUUAUCUCACAAGCUGAAGAGGAAGUCAAAGCUCUCGAAAAGAGCGGAACGCUUAGGCCUGGCAUCAAAGAGCAACUGGACAUUCAGUUAGAUAUCCUCAAAGAUGAGAAAGUUCCAGAUUGCGAAAUUGUCGUUAUGCCCUUUUUUGCUUCCAGGGCUGUUGCUCCUGAACCGGGAAAGCUAUACACUACCUUGGUAGGAAUUUUGAACCACCCAAUGUCUAGAGGGACUAUCCAUAUCCAAAGCAGUGACCCUCUCCUCAACCCAACGAUUGACCCACACUACCUUGAAAGCGAAACCGAUCUGGAAGUUCUUGCACAGCAUGUGAAGUUUAUCAAGAGCCUUGCUGAUACAGAGCCAUGGAAAUCAGGCAUUAUUCGUGAGACCGACCCCGGUGAACACCUCAAGACAGACAAUGAAAUCAAAGAAUAUGUGAAAAACUGCAUCGCGACCAUCUGGCACACAACCGGGAGUUGCUCGAUGCUUCCUCGAGAGAAAGAAGGCGUGGUAGAUUACAACCUCAAGGUGUAUGGGACCAAAAACCUACGUGUAGUUGAUCUAUCCGUGCUUCCUCUUCAGAUUGCAGCGCACACUCAAGCUACCGCAUACUUCGUCGGAGAAAAAGGUGAGAACACCCGUUAA